This is a messenger RNA of Purpureocillium takamizusanense, 1153 nucleotides long. It is a transcript of the gene MNH1, whose product is annotated as Protein mago nashi. Lineage: Eukaryota; Fungi; Ascomycota; Sordariomycetes; Hypocreales; Ophiocordycipitaceae. The transcript has 6 exons. The coding region runs from base 95 to 559 and encodes 154 amino acids. Gene Ontology annotation, cellular component: nucleus; exon-exon junction complex. The record is from RefSeq and is a predicted model, not a curated record. Gene Ontology annotation, biological process: RNA splicing.
ACUGACGUCCCUCCUACUCUUGCGACCCGCCACCACUUUGCAGCUCAAACGACCGACAGCAAGGUCCGGCACGAGAUCGGCCUCACGAACCGCCAUGCCUGCGACAAACGAACCGUUCUACAUCCGAUACUAUUCGGGGCACAUGGGUCGUUUCGGCCAUGAGUUUCUCGAAUUCGACUUUCGCGUUGUGGGAGACGGCCGUAGCGCUGUCGCAAGAUAUGCAAACAACUCCAACUACCGCAAUGACAGCUUGAUUAGGAAAGAGAUGUGCGUCAGUUCUAUCAUAGUCGACGAGAUCAAGCGCAUCAUUACGUCGAGCGAGAUCAUUAAGGAAGACGAUUCGAAGUGGCCGCAGAAGAACAAAGAUGGGCGGCAGGAGCUGGAGAUUCGACUGGGAAAUGAGCAUAUAUCCUUUGAGACGGCCAAGAUAGGCUCGCUCGUAGAUGUGACCGAAUCCGCCGACCCUGAAGGCCUUCGCGUGUUCUACUACCUCGUGCAAGACCUGAAAGCACUUGUUUUCAGCUUGAUUGCAUUGCACUUCAAGAUCAAGCCUAUUUAGACUGGGACCCGGGUGUUUGAUCAAUUGGACGCUCGAAAAGCGACAAUGAGGCGUCGACGUGCCCCUCUCCCGAACGAAGCCAAGUAACGCGCGACGAGCCCACCCUCGGAGGCUUGGCAAGAUUCUCUUCCAAUCGGCUUGCAAUCAUGAAAGGACUGUGCACUUGCAUGGCGUUGGACAUGGUGGUCGUCUUUGGGUUGCGGGUAUAAAAGGGCCUAUCAGCCAGGAGUCUUUGGAAGUGGGAAUUUUGGGCACUGAAUUACAGGCCACGGCAACAGAUAUAGAGACACCAGCACUGGGACAAAGAGUGAUUGGGAGCAACGCCUAGUGUUGGACCGAAACUGCUUCCCGCUGAACCUGGUCCAAGGCAAAUUGAUCAAGUACUCGGGAGGCUGCUUGGAGGCGGUCGAGUAUUUGAUGGGGGCUCUAGAAUUCGGAAUGAAAAACUGCCCUCCAAUCUAGGACUUGACUUUCAUGUACGUGGCCAAGUGUACGAUACUAGUCCGCAGUGAUGGACCCGAGCAAUUGGGCAAUGAGGAUGUCUUAUGUGAAGAAUGACAAGGUUGGUCAAGGCCACCUGAUGAGGUACUAGAA